CAGCAAGUUUCUGCCAUGGGAGACAGGGGAACAAGCAAUCACUCAGAAGUGACUGACUUCAUUCUUGUAGGCUUCAGGGUCCGCCCAGAGCUCCACCUUCUCCUCUUCCUGCUAUUUCUGCUGGUCUAUGCCAUGAUCCUCCUAGGGAAUGCUGGCAUGAUGGCCAUUAUCAUGACUGAUUCCCGGUUGAACACACCAAUGUACUUCUUUCUAGGCAACCUCUCCUUCAUUGAUCUCGUCUACUCAUCUGUCAUUGCACCCAAAGCUUUGGUCAACUUCUGGUCUCAGAGCAAGUCCAUCUCCUUUGCAGGCUGUGAGACCCAGCUCUUUCUUUUUGCCCUCUUCAUUGUGACUGAGGGGUUUCUCCUGGCAGCCAUGGCUUAUGACCGCUUCAUUGCCAUCUGCAACCCACUCCUCUACUCUGUCCAGAUGUCAGCACGUCUCUGUGCUCAGUUGGUGGCUGGCUCCUAUUUCUGUGGCUGCAUCAGCUCAGUUCUGGAGACCAGCAUGACAUUUACUUUAUCCUUUUGUGCUUCUCGGGCCAUUGACCACUUCUACUGUGAUGUUCGCCCACUUCAGAGAAUAUCUUGUUCGGACCUCUUCAUCUAUAAAAUGAUUUCUUUCUUCUUAUCUGGCAUCAUUAUCUUGCCUACCAUCAUCGUUAUUAUUGUUUCUUAUUUGUGUAUCAUGUCCACAGUUGUGAAAAUACGCUCCACCGAGGGGCGUAAGAAAGCCUUCUCCACCUGCAGCUCUCACCUGGGAGCCGUCAGUGUGCUGUAUGGUGCUGUCUCUUUCAUGUAUCUCACUCCUGACAGAUUUCCUGAGCUGAGUAAAGUGGCCUCCUUAGGUUACACCCUAGUCACUCCCAUGUUGAAUCCUUUGAUUUACUCUCUGAGAAACAGAGAUGUCACAGAGGCUGUAAACAAACUUUUGGAGAAGAAAAGUGCUAUUCAGGGAUUAUUAUUACUCUUCCAUUAA
Camelus dromedarius (Arabian camel) is the source of this 978-nucleotide messenger RNA. Its product is annotated as olfactory receptor 9K2. The transcript has a single exon. The record is from RefSeq and is a predicted model, not a curated record. The coding region runs from base 16 to 978 and encodes 320 amino acids. Gene Ontology annotation, cellular component: membrane. NCBI's taxonomy places the organism in Eukaryota, Metazoa, Chordata, Mammalia, Artiodactyla, Camelidae. Gene Ontology annotation, biological process: G protein-coupled receptor signaling pathway. Gene Ontology annotation, molecular function: odorant binding; olfactory receptor activity; G protein-coupled receptor activity.